AUGGGGGAGGGCGGUCGAGCGAGGGUAGACUCUGAGCUUAGUGAGGGCACCUGUCGGGGCGACAAGGGCCUCCUCAACACCGCCUGCAAAAGUGUGGUGCCGCGCAGCCGGCGGCCGCCCACGUAUCUCCGUCAGUAUGACUGCCGUCCUCCUCCUAUCGUAAUCCCGCUCCUUUCUACCAUUCAGCUGGUUCUGUUCAUCUACGACGGGGUGCGGCUCGGCGGUAUCACCGCCAGCGGCCCGGUGGAUCCCGAGUCGCCGCUCAUCUACAGCCCGUACCGGCGCCGUGAGGUGUGGCGCCUCCUCACCUACAUGCUGGUCCACGUCGGCUGGGUGCACAUCGUCUACAACCUGAUCGUCCAGUUACUGGUCGGCCUGCCGUUGGAGCUGGUCCACAAGUGGUGGCGCGUCGGCAUCGUCUACCUCUGCGGCGUGCUGGCCGGCUCCCUGGCCACGUCUGUACUCGACCCGCGCGUGUUCCUGGCCGGCGCCUCGGGCGGGGUGUACGCGCUGCUCACUGCCCACCUGGCCGACCUGGUCCUCAACUGGGCGGAGAUGGAGUUUGCCUUCGUACGGCUUGGUAUUCUUCUACUGCUGGCUGGUACGGAUGUCGGAGUGGCUAUCUACAAUCGCUACGGCACCGAGACGGGCAACAAGGUGGCGUAUACGGCCCACCUGGCGGGAGCGCUGGCCGGUCUGCUCAUGGGUCACGUGGCGCUGCGUAACCUGCGCCUACUGCGCUGGGAGCGCGUGCUCUGGUGGGUGUCGCUCGUCACCUAUCUGCUGCUCGUGCUUGUAAUGGUGGUGUUCAAUGCGGCCGCACCGGAAGGCUAUUUUCCACCGCAGGAUGUCUGA
Molecule: messenger RNA, 855 nt
Organism: Amphibalanus amphitrite
Lineage: Eukaryota; Metazoa; Arthropoda; Thecostraca; Balanomorpha; Balanidae
Product: protein rhomboid-like
Exons: 1
Coding region: 1-855 (284 amino acids)
Cellular component (GO): membrane
Molecular function (GO): serine-type endopeptidase activity
Source: RefSeq, a predicted model, not a curated record